Molecule: messenger RNA, 747 nt
Organism: Spirodela intermedia
Lineage: Eukaryota; Viridiplantae; Streptophyta; Magnoliopsida; Alismatales; Araceae
Source: the annotation of a GenBank genome assembly
AUGGAGGCGGCGGCGAGUACUCCGCCGGCGCCGGCGAAGAAGCAGAGGGACUUCCUCCUCCACCUCGAGGCCUACCUUGCGAAGCGAGACGGCGUCGAUAAGCUCCUCAAGAUCUCCCGCUACGCCACGAAGAUACUCCUCGCUGCUCCUUCCGUCCGCGAGGCGGCGGAGCUUGGUCCCCGCUUGAAGGCCUUCGAGUCCAGCGUCGGCGUCAGCCGGAAGGCCUUCCGCCUCGGGAAGUUCGUCCAGGACCUCAACGCACUGCGAACCUCCGCCGUUGGCUCCCGAUCAGCGGCGGAUCGGCUCCUCGCCGUGGUCGCCUAUGGCGGCGAGGGGGUUUACUACUUUGUGGAGCAGUUCGUGUGGCUGUCGAAGGCGGGGCUUAUUGGUGCCCGGCACUCCAAGAGCCUCCAGAAGAUCAGUGCCUGGGCGGAGCUCGUGGGAUACGUCGGGAGUAUAGCUCUGAAGAUUGAAGACUUGAAGAAGAUUCGCUUGCAGUUGACGUCUAUUGUUGCUGCCAACAGGAAAUCUGCUGGUUUCAAUGAAGGGGGAAAUGAGGAAUUGAGGCGGUUGAGGGAGAAGCUGCUUCUCAAACAGCUCUCAAUAGUUCAAGACCUCGCUGAUGCUCUGAUGGCGAUUGGGGAUGUGAGAGACGGAAAGGGGGUUCUAUCCGGUCCCCUUCUGAUGGCCUCUGCGGGCCUUUUGUCAGCGCUCAUCAGCACACACAAAAACUGGUCAUCUUGCUAA